CGUCGUUGGUUCUCAGGCUUACUUUCCGUGUAUACUGUAUAUGCUUUGUGAGAAAAGAAUUUGAUGAAAAGUUAGAUUGUCAUCAGAAAAUCAACUAUGACCGACUCUUUUGAUUCAUUUUCAACUGGGCUUGAUACAAAAGGUGGAGAGAAAGAGCUUCAGGAAUUUCUUAUGGUUGAAAAGCAAAAAGCGCAGUUCAAUGCACAGAUGAUCUCAAAAAUUGUGAUAUUUUUCGCGAUAUUAUACACAGUAUCGGUGUGUGCUUCACCAUAUAUGCACCAUACUAGGUUGACCAAAAGGGUGAAAUAUUGUGGUCCAGCUCUUGCAGAUAUUGUCAAUCUGGUCUGUAGUGGAAAAUACUAUGCAAGGGAGGAUAAACGAUUUUCUCAAAAUCUGAAUUUUGACGACUACAAGGAUGAUGAUAUUUCGUCAAACUUGGAUGAUCAACCAUCGUACCCGUUCAUCCCCAAGGAACUAACGUCAUUAGUACCUAUGAAAAUACGGCGAGGGAUUGUUGAAGAAUGCUGCCACAAUGCGUGUUCGCAGGAACAGAUAAAAGAAUAUUGUAUGAAGUAAAAUGUUAGACGCUGCCUAAAUCAUGAUAAGAUAAAAACGAGUGAUAAUAAAGGUCAGAUGUGAUCCCCAAUGUUGAUCAUUUUAAUAAAGUUGUAUAUAUUUUUUAAUGUUACUUAACAAUUAACAAUAAAAAGUUAAAUUCAACGUAAA
This is a messenger RNA of Acanthoscelides obtectus, 726 nucleotides long. The record is from the annotation of a GenBank genome assembly. NCBI's taxonomy places the organism in Eukaryota, Metazoa, Arthropoda, Insecta, Coleoptera, Chrysomelidae.